Diachasma alloeum is the source of this 10237-nucleotide messenger RNA. RefSeq lists its product as uncharacterized. Bases 5 to 9820 code for a protein of 3271 amino acids. Gene Ontology annotation, molecular function: nucleic acid binding; zinc ion binding; poly(A) RNA polymerase activity. The record is from RefSeq and is a predicted model, not a curated record. The transcript has 2 exons. Lineage: Eukaryota; Metazoa; Arthropoda; Insecta; Hymenoptera; Braconidae. Gene Ontology annotation, biological process: mitochondrial mRNA polyadenylation; mRNA 3'-end processing.
GACAAUGGAGUCUGACGUCAAGUACCCGAUCUACAAGAAAGGAACAGUGGUGUAUUCAGCAGACUGCAACGACUUCACUUGUCACAUUUGUCCUGGAAAGCAACAAGAUUCAUUUGAAAAUCACUUGAAAGAUGAGAACCACGUCCAAAGGCUCGUGUUGUACAUUCAGUUGUUCGCCAACGUUGGGCCACGAGUCUACUGCAGAUUGUGUCCCAACCCAAUCAAGUUCAGUGAGAUAAUCGAGCAUGCAGUGGGCCAUCAGUUAAUGCCCUGGUAUGUCCCUGACAAUUGUCCAGAGAUUCUCUUCAAGAAUUUCAUCUCCCAUCGUGAUCACCAGUAUUUCUGCCACUUAUGCAACAUGAAACUGCCAUUUUGGUUCCUGGUUGGGUGCCACAAUGAAGAGAGUCAUCACCAGGCUCUCAAAAGAGAUAAGAUUGAUGAGUCACUCCUCAAAGAUUUAUCGCUGUCGAUAGCCUAUUACAAACUCACUACUAACAAUUUCAUUUUCAUGAAGGCAUCGAAGACUUUAGCCUGCAGUUUGUGUGCAUGUGCUGUGGGAGCUUCUUACGAGGGUAUUAUAACGCACAUAGAAGGAAAAUCCCACGUAAAGAAGGAGCAGGAACAUAUAGAGGCUUUGAAGUCUGCAGAGAUUUAUCGACUGCCCCCCAGAUUCACUGAAGACCCCGAAAAUCCUGAAGAUCUUUCAGAUGAAGGUGAAGGAGAGGCCAGCGAUCCUUCUAAGGACGAAGAUACUCAGCUCAUUGUAUCGAUCCGCACAGUUUGUAAUAGUUUGAUCGACAGUAAAGACAUUGAAUCACACCUGUUGAUUCACAAGAGCGAAAAGGAGACGAGAAAGAGAAAGAGAAAGAGAAAUCGUAAAAAGUCGAAGGAUGUAAACACCCCUGAUAUUCUACAAUCGAUCAAAAGGGCAAAAAAUUUUGGAACUGAUGACGUGUCUGCAAAUGAUAAUGAAUCUGACCUCAUGGACGUGGCAGAGGAAGUUGAGGAAAUGUUAGAAUGUUCGUUGACAAAGGAAGACAUAAAAUUUCCUGUCUCAACUACUCCUGUUCCAGAGCCAGAGAGAGAAAAUGAAAAAUCAGAAGAGAGUUUAUUUAUCAAAGAAGAACUAUUGGAGGCUGCAGAUGGAUUGAUGAACGGCCCACCAACAUUACACAGUGAUAUUGAUAAUCAUCAAGAUUUCCCCGAGGAAAUUUCUUAUAUUAGGGAGAAGGAAUGUUUCUGGUGUAAAGUCUGUAAAUCUGGAAUACACAAUUACAAGGAUGUCUGGUCGCAUUUGGGGGGGAAAAGGCACAAAAAGAACCAACAGGGCAAGGGGCAUGCUUUAAGAAAAGGAAUAAUUCACUUGGAGGACGACGAGUACGAAUGUUUCCUCUGCGAACGUAAAAUCACUGGAUUGAUAGCUGUUGAACAACAUGUAAAUGAAUCACUGCAUCAGGAUACAAUAAAACUCCUGUUAGUGUCAUCAGAGAGCUCUGCACUGCCUGACGAGACAAUCAACUCGAGGGAAAUUGGAAAUGGACAGAAUCAGCGAAGAGUUCUUCCAGUUGGAGUAACGCAUCAUUCGGGUAAACAAUACUACUGCUGUAUUUGCCAAGUCAAACUUACUGGGUCUGUUCAGACCAUUCAACAUCACAUGAGAGGUUUUAGGCACAUGAAAAUCGUUGAAGAAAUCUGCCAGGAAAACACGGAUGUAAUGAGUUCUAAGGGAACUAAUUCUGAGCUGAGUUUUCCAUCCUCUGCGUUAUCACCAUCGAUAUCAGCGGAAGAAUUGCCUGGUGAAGUGAGACGUGAAGAUACUCCUGAGGAAACAACUAUUCGUUCUCUUCCAAAAGGGAUAAUCCACAUCUAUGGGAACUCUUACACCUGCAUUCUCUGCUGUUGUAAUAUUUCUGGGCUUGAUUUGGUUGAGGACCACGUGGAAAAUAUCCGGCAUCAAGACAACAUUCAGCAACUCCAUGAGAAAAAGUUGGCUUCAGAGGGUAGCUCUGGCUCUUCUUCGACUUUACCAGCAUCGUCAGGGGUAGCAGGACAGUCGGAGAAUAUCCCAAACACGAAUGAGAAAAGGCUAGAGGGGCAACUAAAUCUUCCAGACUAUGUUUUUCAGUCCAAUAACAAUGGUUACGGAUGUUCUCUGUGCGAGUGCAGCAUGCCUUGUUGGAGAUCGGUGGAACAGCACGUAGUAGGUCUACGACAUCAAACCACUGUUCAGUUUUCUCAAGAUGGCCUGAGGACGGAGGCUCUGCCAGAGGGAAUACAUCACAUAAAAGGCAGUUUGUACAUGUGUUCAUUAUGUGAAUGUAGAUUCAGUCAUGCUCGGGGCAUUGGAGAACAUAUGGCAAGUCAACGACAUCGUCAAGCACAUUUUCAACUUAAGAAUCGUUCACCUUCACGCACACCGUCACCAACAUUUGAUGAACCCGAGGUGCCAAAUGGGAGGCAAAAUCUUCCAGAUGGAAUAAUCCACGUUUACGACAACUUAUACGUUUGUUCUGUUUGCAAACUGCAUCAUGUACCUGGAUGGAAUUUCGUCAAUAAACACGUGCAGGACCCUCAGCAUGAAGCCAAUCUGCUUCAAUUUCCUGAAAGAAUAUCAAAUCGUGAAACUCGGGCUUUCCCAAACGGCAUAAUACAUCUCUACGAAUAUUUGUCCGCCUGUUUACUAUGCAAAUGUGAAAUAUCUGGGGAUCCCGCUAUCACCCAACACAUAAAAGGUUCACGACAUCAAAAAACAAUCGAGUCUAUCAAUCUUGGAAAAAAUGAGAAAAAGUUGAGUCAGAGAAGAGUGGAGAUGAUUGAGGGAAUCACUAAGGUCCCAGGUACAGACUACAUAAAAUGCGAGAUUUGCAACAAUCAGAAAUUACCUUCAUUAAAUGGAGCGAUUGGCCAUUUCUAUGGGAAAAAUCAUCAAAUGAAUUUGGAGAAAAAGUUUGCGAAUUUACCCAACGGAAUCGUGAGUACAGAGAUCGACAAUUUAUUCUGGUGCAGAACUUGUGAUACUGCACUGAAAGGAUUGAUGAGUGUCAGCUCACAUUCAAAGAGCGAAGAACAUGGCCUUAAGCAUGCGAAUUCGUUCAUGGAGGUAAGAAAUGCUGAGAGUGAUUCUCAGCAAUCUGACUCAUCAAAUUACACACUAAGGAGUGGGGACAAAGUAAAUAUUGAUGAAACGUCAGGAACGAAUGAAGCGAGUGCUCUUCCAGUCGGCAUAAUCUAUGUUCAUGGUCAGAUGUACGAAUGCUCUGUUUGCAACUGCAGGAUAUCUGGAGUGAAGGUCAUUCGAGAUCAUAUAAACGGUUCUCAUCAUCAAAAUCAAGUUCUCUAUGGGCAUCCUGGAGAGACCUCAACUAGGGUGACUUCGAAUGGAGGAAAUCCAGAGAAAAGUACAUCAUUAACAUCUCCACCAUCAUCAGAAAAACGUUGUUGGAAAAACGUUGCUGGAUUUUCUAAUGAAGAGUUUAAUUCAGGAAAUGUGAGGAGCUCACGUUCAGGGGAAACUGUGCCUUCCUUAUCAUCAAAAUCCCAAAUGCUUGAGUCUAUUAACCAUCUUCCCAGAGGAAUACUCCAUAUUCUUGAAGAAACGUAUAAAUGUUCUCUAUGCAAGCACCAACUCGUCGGACUGAAGUCUGUAGAAAAGCACAUUAAAACUUUAUAUCAUCAAAGAAAAGUCCUUCCACUUCUUGCAGAACAAUCCAAUUCGCCAAGUUUCAACGUCAUGCAUACAGAGCAAAUUGUCUUCUCUUCAUCCACGUCAUCAACACCUCCAAGGGCAUCACGCUCACAGGAAGCAAUGAGUGAAGAAUUACCACAACAACCAGCUGGGGAAUUUCUUCCACCAGGCAAAGAGGUAUUCUUCACAGAAUGUGAAAUUUGUUACCAACAGAUUUUCGGUGGUCUCGAAGCCAUUACUGAGCACACCAACAGUCAAAGACACAGGGAGAGCAGAGAUGCGCUGGUCCGUUCUCCCCAAAUAGACAAUCUCCAAGCAGAAAGUACUGAGCCCGAAUUGAAUACCACCAACGACACUAAAUACUUCAUCAUCGAAAGUCAAAAAAACCCCGACGAAAGCAUAUUUUCAAUAUUGGAAAUACCCAAAGCAACUCCGAAGAGCGAAGGAAAAGUGUUUUAUUGGUGCAACAUCUGUGAAAUAAAAAUCCCCAACACUUACACUCCAGAUAAACAUUUAAAAUGUGUUCUUCACGCAGAGAAUUUGAGGGAGAAAUCUGAGGGGAGUGGAAAGGCCUUCAGUAAACCUGAGGAAAGCGAUGAAACAGAGACAUCAUUUGCAGGAAUUUUCCGUACAAUAAAUUGGAUCAUCUGUGUAAUAUGUGAUAAUCGAAAGUUUUCAAACAACAACGAGAUGCUUGAUCACGUAAGAGGAUGGACUCAUCGUUACCAAUUAUGGAAUCUCUCAGGAGACCAAUUGAAUGCACUUUCUCUGGACGAAAGUCUGCCAGAGGGAAUAGAGGCAAUUCCUGGAGUCAAGUUCUUACUCUGCACAAUAUGCAACAGCCGAGUUCGUCCCAACUACGUCGAUGCUCACGUCACCGGGAACAUCCACCUGGGCAAUGGAGAAAAAGUAAUUUCGAGGAUAUCAACCCUUGAAUUCAGAUGUGAUGUUUGCAGUUGCAUUCUCAAAGGUCAUAAAGACGUGAUGAAACAUCUAAAAGACGAAGAUCAUCUGAAAAAUAUGACACUUGAAGUAUUGAACUCACCAGUUGGAUUGAAAGACCACGAAUUGCCAGAAGGGAUUAUAAGACUAGAGGGCGAGAAUACGUUUUGGUGUAUGAUUUGCUCAAAAAGAAUCAAACGACAUUGGGCGACUGUCAUGCAUCAUGCGACGAAAGAGGGACAUAAAGACAAAUUGAAGCAGCUUGAGGAGAGAAUGGGGGUAAAGGGACCAGAGAAACCGUUGGAGUCACUCUCGUCAGGGGUAACAGUCACCAAUACUGCUGAAGAAGAGAAUUUAGCUCAACUUGAGAGCGAAGAAUAUGAGAGUGUUGAUGACGACACAGCGUUAGGAAUGCUCGAGCCAUUAGAAGAAAAAUGGAACACUCAUCCAAUGGAUCUUUUAAUCCCUCUGCACAUGGAUGAUAAUGAAUUUUCUGAGGGACAAGUAAAUUCUGUAACUUUAAAUAUCAUGAGCUUGGAGACAAGUAUUUCUCCUCCAUCAACACCAUCAGCUUCUCUUGGAGAAACAUAUGAGGGGAUUGAAGAAGGCCCCUAUGGAAUCAUCUGUACAAUAUGCAAUAAUAAAAAGAUACGUCAUCGUACAGGCGUACCAGGUCACGUUCAGGAUCAAACUCAUAUUUUCAACUCAAGUAAAGUCAAAGCUCAUCUGCCAGAAGGAAUUGAAGCCCUUCCUCAUAAGGCAUUCUUAUUAUGCACAAUAUGUAACUGCGAGAUUCAGCCUGAAGAGGUCCAAGAACACGUUUUAAGUGCUGAUCACUUGGAAAAAGGGCCGAGAAUAAUUUCUCGACUCGAAGAGCACAAGUUCAAAUGUGAAAUUUGCAAUUGCCUUCUGCAUGGUUACGAAAGAACAGUGAAGCAUUUGAGUAACGAACAUCAUCUAAAUAAUAAUGCCUCCGAAGGAGUGAAUAAUUCGGUUGGGGAAUUACCACCGGUGCAUGGAUUACUAGAAGGAAUUGGAAAAGGUGAAAAUUUUGAGGAAUUGUGUAGUUCUCCUCCAUCAACACCAUCAGCUUCUCUUGGAGAAACAUAUGAGGGGAUUGAAGAAGGUCCCUAUGGAAUCAUCUGUACAAUAUGCAAUAAUAAAAAGAUACGUCAUCGUACAGGCGUACCAGGUCACGUUCAGGGUCAAACUCAUAUUUUCAACUCAAGUAAGCUCAAAGCUCAUCUGCCAGAAGGAAUUGAAGCCCUUCCUCAUAAGGCAUUCCUAUUUUGCACAAUAUGUAACUGCAAAGUUCAGCUUCAAGAAGUCCAAGAACACGGUUUGAGUGCUGAUCACAUGGAAAAAGGGCCGAGAGUAAUUUCUCGAAUCGAGGAGCACAAGUUCAAAUGUGAAAGUUGCAAUUGCCUUCUGCAUGGCUAUAAAAACACAGUGAAACAUUUGACGAAUGAACAUCAUUUAAAUAAUAACACCUCCGAAAGAGCAAAUAAUUUACUUGAGGACAUCUUGCCACAGUUGCUUGAAUUAUUAAAAGGAAUUGUGAGAACUGAAAAUUUAGAGGAAUUUUGGUGCACUGUCUGUUCUGUGAAUGUUGUUGGCAAUCUCAUACAUGCAACUGUCCAUGCUGGCAGUGAAGAGCACCAACAGAGAAUCAAAGAAUUGAGAGAAGAGAAAGUUAACGACGAACAUAUGUCACCUGAAUCUCCGAUAAAUGACGUUCAAUCGAAAACUGAAGAGUGUUACGAUUCUGAAGAAGAAUCUGCAUCCACAUCAAUCUUCGAAGCAUCGGAAUCUUUUGAUAAGGUUCACCUAAAAAUGGAAUGUGAUUGGGCGACUCAGGUAAUGUCUGAAGAAUCAAAAGAUGAAGACUCCAAAAUUAUCAGCUCAGAACUGGUCCCCGAAGGGUCUGACGACGAUUCUGAACGGACAGAUGAGCAAUCAUUGCCGAUUGAUGAAAAUAUUGGAUUGAAAUCCAAUUCACACGAGAGUCCUGCCACUUCAGAAAAUCUACCAGAUGGCAUUGAACGAUGUUACACUAAAAAAAGAACGCAGUCUUUCUUAAUUUGUACGAUAUGUAUCUGCAGACUUUCCAAAAACAUCAGAGUAGAGCAGCACGUCGCAAGUGUCGAUCACCGAGCCAACGGUGAAAAAGUGAUUGUUCGAAUCGACAUAGACCGUUUCAACUGUGAAAUUUGUAAUUGCACUCUCCUCCGUCCAACGAAGCUAUUCCAACAUUUGAGAGGUGCAGAGCAUCGUGAAAAUAAAGCACUCAAGCAGCCAAGUACCUCUGCUGAAGCGGAAAAAUUGUAUCCAUUACCAGAGGGAAUUGUCAGACUCGAAAAUGACGACAGAUUUUGGUGUCAAUUGUGUUCAACUACUGUGCCUGGGACUUUGCUACACGUCAAUUUACAUAUCUCUAAGAAAAGUCACCAAAAGAAGGUAGAAAAAACAGUAAAAAAAGAGCUUAACAAAGAGCCACUAACGAAAAAACCGAAGGAAGUGUCAGAAUCAGCAGCAGCCCAGGUCUCUGAGAGAAGUACAACAGCUCAUCGUUUGAUAUCGACUUUUCAGCUGGACAACCAAGAGGAUCCUGUGUCCCCCCGAUCCUCUGUUGAAUCAGAAGACAACAGGAAAAUUCUCCCUCAAAGUGUCAGGAACGUUCCCUGCGAGAUCUGCAACUGCAUGAUACCUGGAGGCAACUGGAACGUCAAUGCCCACAGGAACAGCAAAGAACACCUGGAGAACGAGGCGAAAGUCAAUGCUGCAGAGGAAAGCCCUGACAAUACAGAUGAUGAAGAAAUAUUUUCACCUCCAACACCUCAAGAAUUCUCCCUCAGCGACAUUCCCCCGGACAUGAUGUUGGAGUAUCACUACGUAGGGGAUAUAAUCGACUGCAUCGAGUGCAAAGUCUGUGAAAUGAAAAUUCGAGCGACUCGACACACUCCAGCAACCUUGGAGUACCUCCAGCACUCAAUGUCUCAGGAGCACAAAGACAACGAAAUUGUGUUCAUCGACAGCUGGAAAUUAUCGAGGACAAGUUACGCGGCUAAAGCUGCAGCUCCGCAGAGUAAAACUCAGAAGGAUAUACAAUUCAUGCAGAGACCGAAAAAGAAAAUCCCGUGUCGUAUGUGUGGGGAAAACUUCGAGGAGCAGAAGAAACUCCACAGUCACAUGACGACACAUUUCUGGAAACGAUUCCUCAAGGCUUCUCCGAUGAGUUCUGGAAAAUCUACCGAAGAGCUUUCUAAACAGAACGAAGAUGAGUUAAAACCAACAGAAUUGCAGGAAGAAGAAGAAGAUCUUGAAUUCGGAGUGGAACAACUGCCAGAUUCACCGAAAGAUGACGAAAAUCUUGAGUUCGAUGUGAGAAAUCUAGGUGAUUCACCAGAGGAAACACAGAAGUCUCCUCCGCGUUUCAGGCAAAAACCCCUGGACAUUGAAUUGGACAAGGAACUAAACAUCUACGAAAUAGAUCAGCAGCGAAUUGAAGACAUGAAGCUGGGGGUUCUGCUCUCCUUCGCCAUCGACAAGGACAACAUCUACUGUCUGGUGUGUCGAAAAAGCGUUAAAAAUUCUCUGCAGAAUUUCUACGAGCAUUUGAGCUCAGUUGAUCAUCUGGAUUACCUCCAAGAGAUGAUAGAGGAUCACAAGAAGUUCAGGGAUUAUCCAGAUCAGUUCAGUGAUUUAGCUCUUGCUCACGAGUACAUGCAGGAAGUCUCAGAAGAGAAUGUCCAGUGUCACGCAUGUGGAGUUUCCGUCCCUAAUGACGCUCUCAAAUUAAGUAAUCACAUUCAGAAUUCGUCGCAUGCGGAGAGAUGGUCAUCCCUGGGAUCGAAGGCCGCGGAAAUUUUCAAAGCUCUUCACUCGAGGAUGGAGUCAAAUUUCUACAAUGCUCGUAAAUACUGGUGUGCCAUCUGCCCGGAGAGCUCGAUCGUUGAGAUUGAAUUUCGAGAGCAUCUCAAGAAGAAAAAACAUGUAAAAAAAGCUAAAUUGUUUGAAAACGAAACAUUGAUCUUUGACUAUUGCGCUGUUUGUGCGACUCUCUGGUACGGAUUUUUGAAGACCUUCGCCUACCACUCGACUUGCAAAAUGCAUAGGGACCUGGCCUCUAGCCACUAUUAUCUGUUGAAUAAACUCCCGCAGUUUGCGGAGAAGCUUCUGUACGCUGCUGAGGAUAAGAUCCAAGAGAUUCUCGCUAGAGUUGACUCUCGCAGGAUUGAUGAAAAGAAGAAGGAGGAUCAAGUGGUUAGAAAUUUGGAGAAGAUUGCCAAGCAAAAAUACCCCAGUGCAAAGGCUUAUCCCUUUGGCUCCAGAAUUUCCGGCCUGGGGGGGAGGAAUAGUGACCUUGAUAUCUUCCUCGAUUGCAGUACGAAGAAGUGUCAGGUGUACGCUGGGGAAAACUCCAGCUAUAGGCAAAUUUUGGUUCGUUUGAAGAACAUAAAAAGUUGUCUGGAAGAAGAUCUCCAGAAUUGGUACAUCAGUGGUGAUAUCCAGGACUGCAGAAUUCCCAUCAUCAAGGUGACUCACAGAUCCACUGAAAUUGAGUGCGACAUCUCUUUCACCAACGGUCUAACUGUGGAGAACACGAAAAUCAUCAGUGCUUACUGUGAAAACUGUCUGGACUGUCGUAAAUUGAUUAUCUUUGUGAAAAAUUGGAUGGGACACUGUGACCUCACUGGACUCAAUGGAGUCAACAGCUACGGGAUUGCUUGGUUGGUGAUCUAUUUUCUUCAAGUGACGUCAAUUCUACCGACGAUAGCUGAGUUGAUAGAUAGAAGUCAGGACUCGAGGAUUAUUGCGGGAUGGGAGACUGGAGUCUCCACGGAUUUUCAGCCUCGCACAACUGACAACACCUUCAGGGAACUUCUGAAGCAGUUCUUCACAUUCUACGCAGAUUUCGAUUAUCGAAAUUACGUUAUCUGCCCGUUGCUGGGGAAACCCGUUGAGAAGAAACUCUUUUUAAAGCCAAAUGAAUUACCGUCCGAUAUGAAACUUUAUCUCGAUUACCUCAAUGAGGUUGAUGAGCCUGAGCCUUUCAGGGUUGACUCUAUUAUGUGUCUGCAGGAUCCUUUUGAUCUUUCACAUAAUAUCAGUAAAGCUGUUAAGAAGUUUACGGUGGGCAAACUGAAGACAUUCUGCUCUCUCAGUGCACAAAUUCUUGAUAAUAACUCGUGAAUUGGAGAUUUUUUUUUUUUCGUUACCAUUACUUUCUCCUCAGGGAAUUAAGAGGAGAGGGAAGAAAACUGAACAUUUAUUAUUAUCAAUCUAGAAAAUGUACAAAAAUGUAUAGACAAGUUCGCCCUCGAAUAUUUAAUUUAGUUCAUAAAAGUUGAUUUUUCCGUUUUAAAGAAUGAGUUAAAUGAUAAUUUGAUUUGUUAGGUAAUAAGGAUUUAUUAGUUAGUUUUUAAUAAGGUAACUUUUAUUUGAGUAUUUUAUUACAUUCUGAAUAGUCAAAGUUCAUUGUCGAACAUAAAGGUUCGUGAUCAUUUUCAGCUCUCUUUCCUUGGAGAUUCUGGGAAACUACUAGAUAUAAAAUUUUCUAUGUACACGCAUUUGAAUACUAUGACGAAUAAAAUGCAGGUAUUUCUCCAA